ACCAGGCGGGCAAGCCGGUAGGCUUCCUGGCGGAGGAGGCCAUGGCGGGGCCGGGCUCCGCCGCCGAGCGGGAGCCGUUGCUGGGACACGAAGCCUCCUCAGGGAGCAGCCGGUGGGAGGUGAUUGAAACGGAAGAGCUUCACCGGAGCCGAUGGCGAUCCAUCAGGGUCCUCUAUCUCACCGUGUUCCUCAGCAGCGUCGGGUUUUCCAUUGUCAUCAUGUCCAUUUGGCCAUACCUCCAAAAGAUCGACGCUUCCGCGGACGCCAGCUUUCUGGGCUGGGUUAUCGCCUCGUUUAGCCUGGGCCAGAUGGUGGCCUCUCCCCUGUUCGGGCUGUGGUCGAAUUAUCGGCCGAGAAGAGAGCCCCUCGUCGUGUCCAUCUCCAUCUCGGUGGCGGCCAACUGCCUGUACGCCUACGUCCACGCCCCCCCGUCCCACAACAAGUUCUACAUGCUGGCUGCCCGCAGCCUGGUGGGCUUUGGGGCCGGCAACGUGGCGGUGGUCCGCUCCUACAUCUCGGGGGCCACGUCUCUUCAGGAGCGCACCGGCUCCAUGGCCAACACCGGCGCCUGCCAAGCCCUCGGCUUCAUCCUGGGCCCGGCCAUUCAGACUUGCUUCUCCUUCAUCGGCGAAGAGGGCGUGACGUGGGCGGCCAUCGGGCUGCAGCUGAACAUGUACACCGCGCCCGUCCUCCUGGCCGCCCUCCUGGGCCUCCUCAACAUCCUCGUCAUUGUCGCCCUGCUACGAGAACACCGAGUGGACGACCUGGGCCGGCUGUGCAAGAGCGUGAACGUCGGACCCGAGGGGAUCCUGCCUGCCUCAGAGGGCCGGGACGCCCCGGGGACGGUGGACCACGUGGCCGUGGUGGCCACCAACGUCCUUUUCUUCGUCAUCCUCUUCAUCUUCGCGCUGUUUGAGACGAUCGUGACUCCCCUGACCAUGGACAUGUACGCGUGGACCCGCGAGCGGGCCGUCUUCUACAACGGCCUCAUCCUGGCCGCCCUCGGAGUCGAAUCCGUCGCCGUCUUCCUCGGCGUCAAGUUCCUCUCCAGGAGGACGGGCGAGCGGGCGGUGCUGCUGGGCGGCCUCCUCCUCGUCCUGGCCGGAUUCUUCAUCCUGCUGCCUUGGGGCCACCAGUUCCCGGCCGUGCAGUGGGAAGACCUGCGCAACGGCUCGGCUCCCACGGGGCCCCCCGGAGAGAGGGCGGCGGCCUGGUGGGCGAGCCCGCGGGACGGGCAGGAGGCCACCGGCUGCCCGGCCGCCCAGUCCUGGUGCUUCAACACGCCGGUCAUCCACCUGGCCCAGUACCUGACGGCGGACGUGCUCAUCGGGCUGGGCUACCCCGCCUGCAGCGUCAUGGCCUACACGCUCUACUCCAAGAUCCUGGGACCCAGCCCGCAGGGCGUGUACAUGGGCUGGCUGACGGCCUCCGGGAGCGGGGCCCGCGUGCUGGGCCCCGUGUUCGUCAGCCAGGUGUACAGCCGGCUGGGCCCGCGCUGGGCCUUCGGGUCCGUGUGCGGCCUGCUGCUCCUCACGCUGGCCCUGCUGGCCGCCAUCUACCCCAGGCUCGUCGCCUUCUCCCUCCGACCCCUUCAGCGGACGGGCUGGGCCCCCCCCGGGGCGCCCCGAGACCCCGGAGCCGGGCCGCUCCUUGCCUCCCGUCCCCCGCCCUCCCCCGAGCGGGGAGCGAGUUAGCCCCGGGCUGGGCGGAGGGCCCAUGGGGCGGGGCACGCACAGCAUGCCACCCUCCAUCCCCCCGCCGCCCUGGACACUGGGCCACGGCGGGAGGGAAGGACGGAUGGACCGAUGGACAGGUGGUGGGCAUCUCCUUCCUGAGGGAAGGCCACAGGGAAACGGCACUGGAGUCUCGGUGGUGCUUUAGCGGUCCGGCCGGGCAGAGGCGGAGCCCGGAGCGGGGCCGGCGGGCGAGCCCCGAGAAGAGCUGCUGGGGGCCUGCUGCCCCGGACC
This is a messenger RNA of Tachyglossus aculeatus (Australian echidna), 1967 nucleotides long. RefSeq names its product major facilitator superfamily domain containing 8 (gene MFSD8). Gene Ontology annotation, biological process: transmembrane transport. Lineage: Eukaryota; Metazoa; Chordata; Mammalia; Monotremata; Tachyglossidae. Gene Ontology annotation, cellular component: lysosomal membrane. Gene Ontology annotation, molecular function: transmembrane transporter activity. The record is from RefSeq and is a predicted model, not a curated record.